UAAUAUCUGAGUGCCUCCCAGACUAAAAGACUGCCAUAGCAAGGUCCCUACUUGACCUCAUGGAGUCUUCUGCUCUUCUCCCUUCUCAGGUGUUGGGAAGCACCAGCCGGGAGUUUCCCAGGGCUCUGUUUAUUUCCUCAGGCUCCGUCAUGUCGUGCUUCACCCAGCUAUGGCACUCAAACACACCAGACUCUCCCACCAGCCCAGUCCCUGUGUCUCCCAGUGAAAUUCCCAUCCCCAUCAGCCCCAUUGUUAUCACCUCCCCAGGAGAUGGCAAGAGGAAGGUGAGGUCCCCAACUGACAAGCCAGGCUCUCCAAACCCAACGUCUCCCAAGCCCACCUCCCCUGUUGAAUGUUCCAUUUGCUUUAACACCUAUGACAAUACCUUCAAGACUCCCAAGCUGCUCCAGUGCUCCCAUGUUUUCUGCCUGGAGUGCGUGGCUCGCCUGAGCACAGGGCUGCCCCCAAACCAACCAGAGGACCAGCUUCCCUGCCCCUUCUGCAGACAGCUGACCAGCAUCCCCUUGGAGGGUGCUCCAGCACUCGAGACCAGCAAGCAGCUCCUUGCCACGCUGCCCCCUGAACUCCAGCAGGAGAAGGUGCUCUGGAUGGAAGGGACCAAGCUCUGCUGCCGCCAGUCAUCUGAAGACCCUGAGAAUCCAGACUCGUGCAUCUCCAUCGAUGUUGCCAUGAGCAAGCCAGAAGCUCCAGAGGCCCCUCCGGCAGGAUUAGCUGGGAGGCUCUCCCGUUGUGACAUGUGCGAUGACUGGAAACGCAUAGUCCUUCUCUCAGCAUUGAUCAUCAUCCUAUUCUGCAUCAUUUUGUGGCCAGUCCAAUGUGCCCUGAAGACAGGGAAUCUCCGCUGCUUCACAAGAACUGUUGCAAUAAGCAGGCCAGAGUAUCUUCCCCCUAAACAUACCACAGCAGCAGCACCUGUGACACAACUGCCUUUCCAGUAGCAGCAAGGCAGCCCCUCACUAACCACUAGCAGAGCUGUCAGCUCCCUCCCAGCACAGCAUGUCAGGAAGGCAGGAACAGGACCUACUGCCCUGACAACAUUCCUUAGUUUUCUUGCAGGCCCUAUGGUCUGCUCUGCACACUUGCUCUGUGCCUGCAGGUGGACACAUGCAUCCACUUCUGUGCAGCUCUGCUGAAAUGCUUGCCUGCCAAACUGCCUUCAGCCCAGUAAUGCUUCAAGGACCUGCCUCAGUUUCCUGUUACCUCACUCUCCUUGGAAACCUUGAAAACCCAUGCAAUGGGCAACUGAUACUUUUCUAGGACUGGUUUUAAAGAGUGACACAGAUGGCUCAUGCUCUCUUGGCUGGAUGCCAAAUGACAGUGAGCUCCCUCAGGGAAUAAAGGGCUAUUUUUGCAAACUGAAGGAUCUACAUGGUUAUUCCUGAGAAGCUGGGUUUGGGAAGAUAAAUACAUAUAAACAGAUGAAAACCAAUCUUAUUCCACAUACUUGAAACAUUUCAAUUGUGUUAUUUAAUGUUGGCAGCGCUGAACACUGCCUUCUGCUGUUGAAACGUAGAUCUGUUAUUGCUACCCACCUUCCAAGUUGUGUUAGCUGCCUGAUGAGCUAAAGCACUACUGAAAUUCUGAACAGAAGAGGGUAGCCAGGCUGCUGGUUUUUUUUCUAAGACAUUAUUUAAAAGCACUCGCCCCUUACCUGGAAAGGGGAAGUGAAUUCCUUUUGAAAAUGGGGGUGAGCUCUUUACAGGCACACUCUGACACAGCAGUAUAAACCUCCCCCUCAAGUUUCAGUGUUAUUUAAUCAGUGAACUUCACACUUCCCAUAGAGAAACCAUUGCCAAAAUGAUACAAGUUCCAUCUUUUGACAGCUUUGCCCUCCUGACCUUAAAGGGUGUCAGUAUUAAGAUACAGGCCAGUUGCUUACUCUAUAUUUUUAUUUAAUGCAGUGACCUUCUGGCAAUGAUUAAACAAAGGUCUUCAUGAACAAGAAGGCUUACAAUUAUUAUAUCUUGUUUAUUCUAACACAUGGAUGUAAGACAGUACUGUAUGCAAGUACUAUACCUGUAUUUAUUAAAUUACAUUUUAUAUAA
Dromaius novaehollandiae (emu) is the source of this 2066-nucleotide messenger RNA. RefSeq names its product ring finger protein 223 (gene RNF223). Gene Ontology annotation, biological process: protein ubiquitination. The record is from RefSeq and is a predicted model, not a curated record. Gene Ontology annotation, molecular function: ubiquitin protein ligase activity. NCBI's taxonomy places the organism in Eukaryota, Metazoa, Chordata, Aves, Casuariiformes, Dromaiidae. Bases 60 to 959 code for a protein of 299 amino acids. The transcript is spliced from 2 exons.